Molecule: messenger RNA, 3560 nt
Organism: Archocentrus centrarchus (flier cichlid)
Lineage: Eukaryota; Metazoa; Chordata; Actinopteri; Cichliformes; Cichlidae
Product: serine/threonine-protein kinase 35-like
Exons: 3
Coding region: 115-1341 (408 amino acids)
Biological process (GO): negative regulation of G2/MI transition of meiotic cell cycle; protein phosphorylation
Cellular component (GO): nucleus; cytoplasm
Molecular function (GO): protein kinase activity; ATP binding
Source: RefSeq, a predicted model, not a curated record
CUCCCCUUUUGGCUGGACUACCCUGAAACGUUCCAGUGUUUUCUAUAGAAAUAACUGAGUCAGGAACCACUCGGUUGCUGUUGGCAGACAAAAUGUGACCAUCUCAGUUAAAGGAUGAAUGAUUCUCGUGUGCAUGCCGUCGGUGGUGAUAACUGGCGGAGACGCACAAGGAGCGCGCGAGCGUGCUGCGGACAAGCCAUCGAAGCACGAGUUAGCCAGUCCAGCGUGCUUCGGUGUCUCAGCGUGGGAAACACGGAAGAGGACCAUGACAUGGAGGAGGCCACCAGCCUCUUCAAGCAGAACGGCCUGGAACGGGUAAUCAUGGCGCCCCGCUAUAGCCUGCUGCGGGAAGUGGGAAGGGGAACAUACGGCGUGGUGUAUGAAGCUGUGGCCCGGAGGUCGGGUGCUAAAGUUGCCGUAAAGAAACUGCGAUGCGACGCACCGGAAAACGUGGAGCUCGCCCUGCAGGAGUUCUGGGCGCUAGCAAGUCUGGAAAAACGGCAUCAAAAUGUUGUUCAUCUAGAAGAGUGCGUGCUGCAGAGGAACGGUAUGGCCCAGAAAAUGAGUCACGGAAACAAACUGUCUAAGCAGUACCUGCGCCUGGUGGAGACAUCAUUAAAAGGUGAGAGAGUACUUAGCCCCCCAGAAGAGCCUUGUUACCUGUGGUUCGUCAUGGAGUUCUGCGAAGGCGGAGACCUCAACCAGUUCAUCCUGUCUCGGCGACCCAACCCACAAACAAACAGCAGCUUUAUGCUCCAGCUAACAAGUGCUGUUGCUUUCCUGCAUGAAAACAGUAUUGUCCAUCGAGACCUCAAACCUGACAACAUCCUUAUUUCAGAGAAGUCAGGGACUGCUGUUCUUAAGGUGGCAGACUUUGGCCUGAGCAAGGUUUGCGCCGGUUUGGGAAACACCAGUGAGGUAAAAGACUGUGAAGACAAGAACAAAAACAUCAACCUCAACAAGUUUUGGUUGUCAUCUGCUUGCGGUUCAGACUUCUAUAUGGCACCUGAGGUGUGGGAGGGCCACUACACAGCCAAGGCUGACAUAUUUGCCCUGGGCAUCAUCAUCUGGGCCAUGCUGGAGAGGAUUACUUUCAUUGAUGCUGAAUCUAAACGGGAGCUGUUGGGUACAUAUGUGAAACAGGGAGGUGACAUUGUGCCUGUUGGUGAGGCACUUCUAGAGAAUCCAAAGAUGGUACUGAGCAUCCCACAGAAACGCAGGUCAUGUAUGUCAGAUGGAGUGAAGAAGCUGCUUCAGGACAUGCUAGCUGUUAACCCUCAGGAUCGGCCGGAUGCUUUUGAGCUGCAAGCCAGAAUGGACCAAGUUAUGUGUGCUACAUGACCCUCAGCCUACAGAUCUGUGUUGCUGUCCAGAGCUGUUGAAUCUGCCUGGAUCCAGUCUGAAGACUGUGAAGAGAAAGAAGUAAAGAAGAGCAGUUUUUUUUUUUUUUUUUUUUUUCCUGCAGCACAGAUGCUGAAAUUGGAUUAUAAUUUCCUUGCUUGUGAAGACUGUCUCGUUUGCCAGUGCUACUUGAUGGUUGUUUUGCCUUCACUAUUGGAAUAGAUGGAACUGAUGUGGCCUUGGCUCAACUGGAGAAAAGAGAUGUGCUCAUUUCACCUGAGAUGACAACAUGGAUCUCUGAUGAUAUUUAAUGAAAACACUGUGAUGUAAGAUACAAACUGCUGCUGGAAAACUUUCACUUGAUGCUGUGGAGUGUUAUUUUGUCUAGAAAUUGGAGGGAAAUCUGGUCCUAUAUGACACAUUUUACUUUGUUGGCAGUUGUCUGAUCUUGGGUAAUGACAGAAAGCUGUCACCUGCCAUUUUCUGUUGGUUGUAAAUUCUUGAAUCAAAUAAUGACAGCUGACAAACCCUGCUAGCCACUGUAAUAAUUCCAGAUGUUUCACGCCUGAACUUCUGUUGCUGCAAUCCUGUUUUCCACCUGUGCUGCUUGCAGGCCAAAGGGUCAGUCCAAGCUAGUCAGCUCACAGUAACUAAUCAUAUUUAUCUAGAAUGUGAGUGUCCGUCAUAAUCCAAGACAAUCAGAUCGACUCCAGCUAAAGUUAAAAAGAUGCGUCUUCAGCUUUGGGGUUGGCAGGAAGUGGGACCUCUUGAUUAUACUCCACCUCCCCGUGGCCAGUACUGCAUGCUUUCUUACAUCAGAUGGCAGCGCCCACCUGCACAACAUUUUGGCUUCUUUUUUGAUGAUCUCUCAUUCAAGUUCAACCUUAAUCACAGUUUAAAUUUCCACGUGUCACCUUUAAAUUCAAUGUCAGAUCAGCUGUUUCACCGUCUUUGAUUUUGCACACAACUGCAUGAUUCAGGGUACACGGUCCUGAUGAUUUAGCUUCUUUAGUAUUUAAAGUGUAAUUAUAGAAAAGGAAUGAUGAAUGUAAUUUUCCCCAACCCAAAAUAAAGGUUUUCCAAGUGGUAAUUUGAAAUAAGAUUGUGACUCAGCAAUAUUUUUGUAUGUCUGUGCGUGGCGCUUUGUCAGCUAAAGUCACAUUUUUAAUGGGAACUGCAGUUGUGGCAUUUGAACAAAGAAGUAAAGCUGCUGAUGUCUGCAAUAUGUUGCAAAUAUUUUUUCUGAAUUGUUUUUGAACCUUAGGAGAGGGGAAGUUGUGCCUGGGAUCAAAAGUGGAAUGUGUAAAAUAUUGAGCUGGGAGGCGUCACUACAAUGAACCGCAGCUCAGUAUUUGGGAUUCGGCUGGCCUUGAGUUGUGCUGAACUGACUAAAAGUUUUCUUUGUAAUUGUGCUACCUCGUGUUUAUGCAUAGUUUCACCUUUUCAUUGAGCUAUCCUUUGACAUUCCUAACACAGACUGGGUAGAGGUCAUUUUUACUUCCACUCUUGUUGGUUGGUUUCUAGUUUUCCUUGAUGUGAUAACAUGUUUAAAAAGAACUGCAUUGCAAAAGCAACCACACAGGUCCAGAGAAAUCUGCUUUGUUUUUCCUUUUGUCCAGUAUACAGAGAACCUUAUUGUCACUGAUACAGAUGUUUACAUUUUUGUUGGCUCCAUGUAGGUCACGAUAUCCCUCAGACAUGUUAAUUUCCUGACCUUCUGUGAUGAACAUACCUCAGCUCCACUCCUUUUGUUUUUCUUUCUUUGUUGAAUGAAUGUUUUAUUGAUAAUCUUAAACUGCAGAUGAGAGAAUGGAAGAGCGAGAAGCUUGAUGAUCAGCUCAGAGUUUUUAUUAAGAGUUAAGAUUUAUUGUUCUUUGAUUAAACAACUUUUUAAAAUGUUAGAGUGAAAAUAUGCCCUUCCAUGUUCAUACUGCUGCCUUUUUGUGUUUGUCUUUGCAUCAUGCCUGUCUAAACUCCAGUGACUGAUGGUUCACUUGUUCUAUGCAAUCUGGCCCUGGUUCGUUGUGUUUUAGCCUUAUGCUUCACAUCCUCACAGGAUCAGUGGAUAGCUGGACCUCACUGUUCAGGUGGAUGACCCUUUUUCAGCAGUCCUUGGUUCUAGCUGGGACUGCUAAAGCUGUUUGACUAUAUGGAAAUGUGUUUUUAUUGCUAACUACAUAUAGGAGCUCUGUUUCAAUAAAGACUGGAAAUGCCUCUAA